This is a messenger RNA of Strongyloides ratti, 567 nucleotides long. Its product is annotated as Malonyl-CoA-acyl carrier protein transacylase, mitochondrial. The record is from RefSeq and is a predicted model, not a curated record. The transcript has 3 exons. The coding region runs from base 1 to 567 and encodes 188 amino acids. Lineage: Eukaryota; Metazoa; Nematoda; Chromadorea; Rhabditida; Strongyloididae. Gene Ontology annotation, molecular function: transferase activity.
AUGAAUUAUUGUAAAUUAAUAUUAAGAAAUAAUAAUACUUUAUGGAAAUGUAUAAGAGGAAUCAGGCAAAAAAAUGUAACAACACCAGAUGAUGUAAAUAAUGAAAAUGAAAAAUUAGAAAAACUUUUUGAAUUAGAUAAACCUUUUUAUGGUGAAAAAGAAGAAGAAAAAAAACGUCUUGAUGAAAUUAAUUUUGAUCAUAUACCAAUUGAAAAACAAGUUGUCAUUUUUUGUCCUGGCCAAGGUGCCCAAACUGUUGGAAUGUUAGAAGAGACAAAAAAAAAUAAUCCUAAAGCAUUACAAUUAUUUGAUAAGGCUUCAGAGAUACUUGGAUAUGAUUUACAGAGUGUUAUUGAUAAAGGUCCAGCAUCAAAAUUAAAUCAAACUAUUUAUACACAACCAGCAAUUGUUGUAUCAUCAUUGGUUGCCUAUGAAAAUUUAAAACUUCUUAGACCAGAUGUAGAGGAAACAUUAACACAUAUUGCUGGUUUUAGUGUUGGUGAAUAUACGGCUGCCGUCAUUUCUGGAAUUUUAUCUUUCUCAGAUGCUUUAAAAAUAAUAAAAUAA